CAGUUACCAACAUGGCCAUCGAGAGCAAAUCUGUCCCGUUCACCAUUCUAAACGCGUUCACCGACGAUAUCGCGGGUGGGAACCCCGCUGCGAUCGUGUUCAUAUCCUCUCUCUCCGCCUAUUCCGACGAGGUGCUGCUCACCAUCGCGAGGAACUUCAACCAGCCGAUUACCACCUUCGUCUCUCCGGGUCCUGUUCCAACUACCAGCGACGCUGAGAUCGCAGAGUUCGGCGCGCGCUGGUUCACGCCGGACGUCGAAGUGCCGAUGUGCGGGCACGGCUCACUCGCGGCUGCGAAGGCGAUCUUCACGCACGGUUCCCUCGUCCCCGCUUCUGUAAACACCCUGAGGUUUGAGUCGGAUAAGGGCCGUGUGGCUGUUGCGCGUCGUGCCGAGGACGAUCGUAUCGAGAUCGCGUUAGACGCUGCAUCUCUUACCGAGCUCAGCAAUGAGGACGAUGCCACGAAAUUGCGCGCCGCUCUUGAGCGAGCGGUGGGGAAGGAUGUGAAAGUGAAGUUUAUGGGUCGGGGAGACGCGAAAUAUCCCCAAUAUGUACUUGUGGAGCUCGACGUCCUGGACCUGGGUGCACUAAAGGUAGAUCCACAAGCUCUACUUGACUCCCCGUUUGGCGUACAUGUCCUGACCGCAUCCCCAACUACCGGCCCUCCUGAUGUAGCAUUCCACUCCCGCAUGUUCGCACCAGCGGCCGGAAUCCCAGAGGAUCAAGUAUGCGGGACCGCUCACUGCCUCCUUGCACCGUACUGGAAGGCCAAAAAGCAAUUGUCGGGGGCCAUCAUAGCUAAGCAAGUAAGUUCCAGAGGAGGAGACUUGAGGGUCGUUGUCGACGAGGUUGAAGAGCUUGUCAGACUCGCAGGACAUGUGAAGGUCGUGUCCAAAGGAGAGUUGUUUUUGUAGCUUGAUCGGCGUAUAAUCACUGUACAUUUUGAGGACUUUUAUGUACCUUCCCAUCUAUUGACCUGCAAGACCUUACAUUCU
Messenger RNA from Heterobasidion irregulare TC 32-1, 995 nucleotides. RefSeq lists its product as uncharacterized. Gene Ontology annotation, biological process: biosynthetic process. The transcript is spliced from 2 exons. Gene Ontology annotation, molecular function: isomerase activity. Gene Ontology annotation, cellular component: cytoplasm. The record is from RefSeq and is a predicted model, not a curated record. The coding region runs from base 12 to 914 and encodes 300 amino acids. Lineage: Eukaryota; Fungi; Basidiomycota; Agaricomycetes; Russulales; Bondarzewiaceae.